CAGGUGCUGGCCGCCGCCAAGCUGCAGCGCCACGCCGAGGACCUCGUCAAGGACCUCACGCUGGACGACCUGCGGCGUGACGCCAAGGGCGCCAAGGGCCUCGUCGUCGGCGUGUACUUCUCGGCACACUGGUGCCCACCCUGCAAGGCGUUCACGCCGCAGCUCGUCAACACCUACAACGCGGUCCGGGAGCGGGGCCUCAACUUCGAGAUCAUCUUCGUCAGCUCCGACAGGAGCGAGGAGUCGUUCGAGCAGUACGCCCGCAGCAUGCCGUGGCCGGCAGUGGCGUGGCGCGACGAGGCGAGUCGCCAGGAGCUGGCGUCGCUGCUGGCCGUGCAGGGCAUCCCCACCCUCGUGCUGGUGGACGCCUCGGACAAGGACUGCGCCCUCAUCACGGACGACGCUCGCGCCCGGGUCAACGACGACCCCGACGGCAAGGACUUCCCCUGGCGGCCCGAGCCCGUCAGCGUGUUCGCGGAGCGCCACUCUGCCCGGCUCCACGACCACCCCGCGCUCAUCCUGUUCGUAGAGGGCGGCCCCGGCGAGGUGGAGUGGGCCAUGGCCAUCCUGAAGCAGGCCGCCGACGUGUACGCCGAGCAGCACCCCAGCACCCUGGCCGCGCUGCGGGAGCCCCGGCUGCAGUUCUACGUGGCGCAGGACGGCGACGCGGCGGACAGUCUCCGAGAGCAGCUGGUCCUGGAGGACGCCGUGCCUCUGCUCGUGGCGGUCGACGUGUGGCGCGGUGCCGUGUCCGUGCUCGAGGACGAGGUGGACGACGACGAGGAGGACGGUGACGACGCCAUCUGCGCGGCCAGCGCCGUGGCCUUCAUGAAGGCCUUCCUCGCUGGCGAGCUGCCGUCGGCGCCCCUUGGCGUGUACCUGCCCAGGCCGCCGCCCCCGCACCACGCACUCAUGCAGGACCUGCAGGACUUGCAAGGCGCCCCGCAGCUCGAGGCCUAAGCACGCAUCUCCUGGACGUGCCUCAAUGGCGCAGAGCGUUCUUCCCACAAAGAAAAUUCAUCAUGUUACUAAAAGCCUACCGCAGUGGAGCCCUUUUCGAGAAUUGUUAAUCUUAAAGAAUUGUUAAUCUUAGUGACAAAAUACUAGGCAAUUUCCGCGCAAUAUACUAUGAAGAAGAUGAAGAAGGAGUUGUGUGCCAUCGUCUAGACUUAGCCUGUCCUAUACCUUGUAGGAGCGGAGCGCUUCCGCAUUGUUAUGAUGUUUUGUGAAUUUUCUUUCUCAUUUUAAGAAUUUUGUAUUGCUGCUGAACAGAGCUUUACCUAUGAAAUACAAUGUCUGCUUGGUAGACACUGUAUAUAAUUAGGCAUGUAUAGUUGGAAUAAAGAAAAUAGUUAACAUUAUUGCAUCA
Messenger RNA from Thrips palmi, 1369 nucleotides. Its product is annotated as nucleoredoxin-like. The transcript is spliced from 6 exons. Lineage: Eukaryota; Metazoa; Arthropoda; Insecta; Thysanoptera; Thripidae. The coding region runs from base 268 to 960 and encodes 230 amino acids. The record is from RefSeq and is a predicted model, not a curated record.